CUUACUCAGCGUGUUGUUGGUCACUCUAUAGCCUGAACGGCUAGUCUGGUUCACAAUCUUUAGACACGCAGCAGUACACAAGUACACGUACGUAGACGUCUAAUGGUGAAUUUAUCGUUAUGGGAGAUGGAAUAACCGAGACGACGUUUCUACACUCUCCCAGUCCUGAAAGUGAUGAGGUAUCUGUAGAAGCAGGUUAUGGAUCGACGGAAAGCUCAGAAGAACCUCAUCAAUUAACAUUCAAAGUGGAACUAACAGAUUUCUCAAUACUGGUCGGGCCUGUAUCUCUAGAUGAUCACGAUGUGUUCUGGCUCAAGCAAAAAAUUCAGCGUCAGUACAAUGAACUUUAUACAAAGCAACGAGAUCUACCUAUGGCUUAUACCAAGAAAAUCUACUGUGUAGACUUGAAACGUAAAAUUUCAUCUGAAGAGAGAUUAUCUGAUUGUUUUUCACAUCCAAAGUUUAUUUCUAAGAAGUGGGUACAGCUUCUGGCGGAAAUGAGUAAGGAACCAAUAGAGGACACAACUGCAGCCCGUGGUCACUCGAGACCAUCCAGCACAUUGGCAUUUGAGAUCACAGAGGCUGCUAAUACUACCGAACGUAGAAGUGAAAUUACUCAGUCUGCUACCGGUGCUACAAGCAGUAAUAGAGAUGAUGCAAGCAGACAGUACACUGUUGAGAAUCUGCGGCUGUUCUACUGUAUUUUACGUUGCUCUCUGCUGUGGAAGUCUCUCUCUAACGAAUCCAGAUUCGUAAAAGGAAAAAGAUAUUUAAGUCAAUCAAUGGUCAUUCUCGUGGCCAUCUUUUAUAUGUAUUUAGUGAUUCACAACCCCUUUCUCAUUCAUCAAGAAGUCUCUUUCAGUUCAUCAUCUAAUAAUACGACCAGCAGUGUCGUUAAUAUCUAUUUUGUCGUACAAGGAUUACGUUAUCUGGUUUUAUACGCACUUGGCAUGUGGAUUUGUAAAAUUUCGCACAUUCAUCACGUAUUCACAAAGAGCUCUCUGCACUUGGCUGGAGAAGAGAAUCAAACCCAGUGGAAUGAGGUGAGCACAUUUCUGUCACGACGAGCGAUCAUAAGCAUUAUGUUGAUUCUUCUACCUUCACUUACAAUCGUUCCAGUAUUACGCAGCGACAUUGAUUCAGAAUACUGUCGUUACAACUUGCAAGAAGAAGAUACACAAAAGUUCGUACAUAUUGCAUUACCAAUCGAAGUAGCAUUCUACGUGCUUUUCUCCGUCGUUACACUUCCCGUAUUUCUAACCGUUUUGUGUAUCGCCAAAGUUCAUGCAGAAGAACUCCAAACAUUUUCUCGUCGUAUGCUGACGUGGAGAGAAGACGAGGACAGCGCUGAGGAUCUUGUACGUAAUAUUCAAGGAGCAGUUCGGUAUUCAUCAGAUCGGUUGCAAUGCAUCUUGACAACAUACUGCCUGGUCAUGAUAUUUUAGAUAAAUGCCUGCGGUUGGAUUGCUGUGCACGAAUGGAUUGUUUUAGUGUCAUCAAAAACUAUUGACAAAGAUUGCUGGAUGCUUUUUGAUGCAAUUCGAUACACUAUCAUAUUUAUAACUCAACUAGUUUGGUUUUACUUCUAUCCACUUUUCUACUUUGGCAAAUUGCCCAACAUUUUGACGACACUUGUUUCUGAUAUUUCUAUUAUCAGCUGCAAUGACCAAACCAGAAAUGGAUAUUUGCUCAAAAAUCGGGAAAUACGAGAGAAGAUGGCGAACAUGAUUUCCGCUGGUUUGACACACGAACCACGUUUUGUUGUAUUUAGGUGUGUCUCACUUACUGCAGCUAAGGCGAUUUUAAUCACUUGUUUUGCGCCCAUUCUUCCAAUAAUUUGGACCGGUGUUUUCCUCACUAAUAAACACUACAUUACAUAAUUAUUUAGGUUUUUUUAAUUAUAUUGUUAUGCAAAUCAAUUAUUUUAAUGUAAAUUACGUCAUGUCAAUACAACGUUAUGCAUAUUAUUUAUCUAGCAAAAUACAUCU
This is a messenger RNA of Corticium candelabrum, 1988 nucleotides long. RefSeq lists its product as uncharacterized. Bases 120 to 1445 code for a protein of 441 amino acids. The record is from RefSeq and is a predicted model, not a curated record. The transcript is spliced from 2 exons. Lineage: Eukaryota; Metazoa; Porifera; Homoscleromorpha; Homosclerophorida; Plakinidae.